Lytechinus variegatus (green sea urchin) is the source of this 837-nucleotide messenger RNA. Its product is annotated as cell wall protein DAN4-like. The record is from RefSeq and is a predicted model, not a curated record. The coding region runs from base 1 to 837 and encodes 278 amino acids. Gene Ontology annotation, molecular function: calcium ion binding. The transcript has 5 exons. NCBI's taxonomy places the organism in Eukaryota, Metazoa, Echinodermata, Echinoidea, Temnopleuroida, Toxopneustidae.
AUGACAUCCAAUUCAUCAACUCAUCCAUUUCUGGAAGAUAUAGCCGCCACCACCACUACCUCUUCCACUACAACUGCCACCACCGCCAUCGAGGGCUCGUCAGCUACAACUACCACACAACCUAGAACAACUAAUCCAGACGGUACGAGGUCUACAACUCCUUUUCUUUCUCAUUCUCCCACUCAUUCAUCAACUAUCACCUCACUUGAAACGUUCGUAAGCACCAUCAGGAUUGAGAUCACAGCCAACAGCCGAAAUGGUGUACUGCUUGUAUUCACAGAAGAACUUAAUGAUCGGUCUACGGACGCUUUUAUGGAUUUGGAAUAUGUCUUUUGUGGAGUGGUUUCAACGUAUUUGAAUGUAAGCUUAAAUUCAACUCAGCUCAUCAGUAUCACGUGCGAGGUAGUUUCUUUCCAAACUGGUAGUGUGAUCGGUGAUCUUCGAAUCAGUCUCACAGCACCAUCUCAGGAUUCCGCUGAUAAUCUUGCUGAAUCAGCUACUGAUCUAUCACCUGCAAAUGAGACAUUACAGUUCUCCGGUGAUUCCCUUUACAUCGAAGACUUAGCAGUAGACAAUAUCGAUAAUUGUGAGAACAACCCCUGUAAAAAUGGAGGGAACUGCACGGAUGAAUUCAAUACGUUUAGUUGCGCAUGCCAGGAGGAUUACACAGGAAAAGACUGUUCAACAUUCUCUGGUAGGACUGGCCUAUCACCUGGUGCUAUUGUUGGAAUCAUACUUGGUGCUAUGUCGGGAGCUCUGAUCUUCGUUAUCUGCGCAUGUUUAAUAAUGGUCCAGACAGUGCGUCGUGAUCAGGCAAAUAGGAUAAUGAGGGAGUAA